AACGCGUUGGAAAUCAAUAGUGGAAUCAUGCGUCUGCUGCUGCUUGCAACCUGUUUGUGUCUGACUGUGCCAGCGUCUUUGCAGCUGCCGAGCUGGACGCUGCUGAGCGGCGAGCAGCGCACCAUCGAGAAGUGUCUGCGCAGCUAUGGAGGACUCAAUGAGGAAAAUGCGGGACGUCUGGAGCGAUAUACCCAAUGGUCGGAUAGCUCUGAGGAGCUGCCCUGCUUCACGCAGUGCUAUCUGAAUGACCUGUUCGAGUUCUAUCACGAUCAAGCGGGCUUCGACGAGCGUCGCAUCAGGCAGCAUUUCGGCGACGCCGUCUUCGAGGCGUGCAAAGAGCGGCUCAAGCUGGGCGCCGAUCAGAAGGAGAGCAGCUGCGAGCAUGCCUAUGCGGGCUUCCACUGCAUUGUCAGCCUGGAAAACGAUCCGUUCAUACUGAUCGAAAAGAUGCCCAAUGUCACACGAAGCGCUAAGUCGGCGAUGAAGAAGUGCCUGCAGCAGGUGGACCAGGUCGAAUGGAGUCGCAUUGGUGACUACGCCCAGUUUCCGCUGACAGAGCCGAUACCGUGCUUUACGCGCUGCUUCAUCUCGCAGAUGCAGCUAUUCGACGAACGCACCCGCCGCUGGCGUCUACCCGCCAUGCGUCAGUCGCUGGGCGUGCCCCUCGUGGGCGCCCAUACAGCCGGCUGUGCCCAACGUCGCGCGCGCAAUCCCUGUGCCACCAUUUACCAGCAGUUCAACUGCUAUGUGGUAGCCGUUUAGAUGCUAAU
Molecule: messenger RNA, 770 nt
Organism: Drosophila hydei
Lineage: Eukaryota; Metazoa; Arthropoda; Insecta; Diptera; Drosophilidae
Gene: Obp83cd
Exons: 3
Coding region: 28-762 (244 amino acids)
Biological process (GO): sensory perception of smell
Molecular function (GO): odorant binding
Source: RefSeq, a predicted model, not a curated record